Messenger RNA from Rhipicephalus sanguineus (brown dog tick), 6900 nucleotides. RefSeq lists its product as uncharacterized. Gene Ontology annotation, molecular function: transmembrane receptor protein serine/threonine kinase activity. The transcript is spliced from 4 exons. The coding region runs from base 351 to 1073 and encodes 240 amino acids. The record is from RefSeq and is a predicted model, not a curated record. Gene Ontology annotation, cellular component: membrane. Lineage: Eukaryota; Metazoa; Arthropoda; Arachnida; Ixodida; Ixodidae.
CCUCGAAAAGUUUGCCCGCGAGAGCGAGCGCUUGUGGCGCCUCCGCGUCGUCUGCUAGCUUGUCGGCCUCGCAAGGCUUGCCGCGCUCGCUCAUCAGACCGGUCGUAGACGGAGGCCGUCAGGUCUGGCGCGCGUGCAUCGUGGAGGCUCACUUCGCGAGUGUCAUUCGUGCGAGCCGCAUCGCCACGAAGGUUUCUCGCCGCGUGUGUGCGUUCAACGACAACGAGUGCUAUGUGCAUAUUGGCGGCGAGCUAGGGUCGACGGUUGAGACCUAGUGGUGCACACCGUGUCGCCGCUCCGGUGUGUAUUGCUUCAGGGACGUGUCGUCUGCUCAGCAGCAGGAAUCCAAGAUGGCAGCGCCCGGCCGUACUGCGAGCGGAGCAGCGAGUUUGUUUGCAAGAACCCUGUGCGGGUUGCUGCUCUGUCUUCUGCUGAAAUGCGUCGUGCUGGCUUAUGGCAAGCAGAUGACGUGCGUCUGCACGACGCAGCACUGCCGCGACCAGCGCGUGAGCCGCUGCAACACGACAUCCAUGUGCUACACGCAGUACCUGCAGAGCCGCGACCCGAACACGGACCCGAUCACGCGCGGCUGCAUCAACAGCCGCACGCCGCUGCUGUGCGAGAACCGGAGGCCCGCGGUGCACUCGGCCGCCCGGUGGCCGCAACUCGUGUGCUGCAGCACCAACCUCUGCAACGAAGGGGUGCUGCCGCCGCCGCUGCUCGCAGAGACUGCAUCCUCGUGGCCAGCGCUUCGGCCCGAGGCGAGCAGCAGCGGCGGGAUCGACGGCGUGCCCGUUUCCACCGAGUUGCCGCAGCAGCCGCCGAACAACGAGGAGGACGUCGGCGACGACCGGCUGCUGAGCCCCGUGCACGUUGCGGUGCUGUCGGUCGGUGCCUGCGCGCUGUUCGCCGUGGCCCUUCUCGUCAUCGUGGCCCUCGUGAGGCGUCACGCGGGACUGCUGGGAGCGCGAUACGUGCGCGGCAACUACAUCAAAGGUCGCCGCCAGAGCGCCUCCGACGACGGCACGCCCAACGGGGGCACCUAUGACAACAAGAUGGCCGUUGUCUCCUGAUCAGGGCCUGUCGAUCGUCUCAGUGUGUUUUGUGUGCCCACCUGGCAACCACAGAGACCCAUUUCAUAAGUGAACUCUAGUUGGGGGUGGACGCUUUCGAACCUGUGUGUGACCUCUUGGUGAUGAGAGUGAGUUGGGUAAUUGUCGAAUGGCUUCGUGUUUGGUGACACACUGCGAGCGAGGUGCCUGGUACAGAGCCCGUCAAGCUGUUCUGGGGACGUCUGGACUGGAAGCGUGGGGGAGUGCACAGGUCCGACCUUUGCCAGAAAACCAUCUUGCGGUUCGCUUGCCAGCUGGGAGGCCCGAACACUCAUUCAUACUUUUUUGUUGUUCAUCGAAGGUUGUCUGUCCUGAAUCACUGCCCUUUGCCUAGCGGCGCUGCAGUGUUGGUAUUUCGCGCCUGAGCGUGCGACUGCGAUCCGUUCUUGAAAUUGUGGAGACCUUGUUUCGCUCGCCGCCGUGACACAUGCGAUCUGUGACCCUCGCGAGCAACGCUUCAUAUGGGUAACCCAACUGCGUACAAGUGGAACGUUUCUGAAAGGCAAAAAGCUUGGGAGUCCGGUUGCGUGUCCGCCUGUCAUGUCGCUAUAAGAAUGCACAGUACACCUCAGGCUCUUUUGCAAGGGCCAUUGAGGUAUUUCGUAGCGGACCUGGUCCUGCAGUCGAUUCCGAGUAAAUCCGGGAACCCUGCAGGGUAGACGUGACAUCCCCGCGGCUCUGUACGCGAAGCCUUGCGGUAUAAGGUAACACUGCAAUUGAGCGCACAGCAGCGAUGACCUUCGGCGCGGGCGUUCCUGAUAGCCGAUCGCAGUCGUGACCGUUUCCUGUUCGCCAUUCGCGGCCAAGAAUUGGUGCUACCUGUUUCGCUAAAUGCCAGCCGUCUAAACCCCCUCGCGGGUCACGAUCCGGAGCAGCACUUCUGUAGACUAGCGCCGGCCUUGGGAGUAAUUGACACCUUAUUUGAUUAGGUACUUCGUUAUAAAGGGUCUCACGGCCAUUAAAAUGUCAGCUUUCCGUCGGGACCAUAACGUAUAUGCGCUGGUCACGGCAAAGUGGCCAAAACGUAAUGGGGCUAAGUGGUCGGCGAAAUGGUAUUGCCGGCCAGCUGUUUAAAACCGGAGCUUCAUAAAUUAUCAAUUUUGCACCGAGACGAAUUGGUCAAUUCGACAAACACAACCGAAUUCGCCUGACUCCGAAGACAAGGGUAUCGCUGUACAGGAGAUGUAGGUGUUGGACUCUGACUGAAUGGAAACGAAGCCCCAACGCACUGGGCGAUAUUCCUGAGCGAACCGAAAGGACCACUGUAUAAAGAACAAACUCAUACUUUAUUUCUUUUUCCUAGACGAACAGUCUACGUUAAACAAAAAAAAAAAUCUUUCAGCACCCAUGCUAAUUACGCACAUGCAGUACUAUAUAUAGACAGCCGCGAUAGAGGCGCCUAUUCAGGGAUCAACUUACGUGGUCGUGUCUCCAUCGUUACUACAGCUUUAUUGAUUUAGGUAUACGAAUACCAAACGCGCGAACAAUCAUGUUGCACUCGUUGUUUUCAUCUCUGCAACUCGGGAAGUAUCCAACAUUCAUUGCAGUCUCUGGAACCACGUGGUCCCUCUCCAUCGAUCGUUGGUUGUGGUGUGCUUCGUGGCCCCUUCCCUCGUUGUUUCUCGUGUGUUGUUUUUUUGAUGUUGUUGAUCGUAUACAGUGUUUGUUGUACGCGUCUUGCAAUGUAUGUACAGCGAAAGUAUUCCUUUUCGGAAUCGGGACUGCCCACACGCACACUUCACACUACUAUACAAAUUUGUGAACUGUAAAUAAGUUCCCUGUAGGAUGUGUGUGCUCCGCCAACUUUUUGUUUCUUACACUACGCUAUAUACCUGACCCACCACACCCCCGCCUUAGUCGCUGUGAUAGGGGUUUAGGUGGUGGGAUCGCUGCCGAAUACUGCCGUCGAGCGCAAAUCUUGCAAGCAUUUCUUCGAGGUUGGUUGUUUCUGGAUCUUCAGUGGAUCGUCCUUCGCUUAACGUUCACGCAUGCGUGACAUACCGAACGUGUGUACAACGCCGAAAUUGGCAAGCUGAGAAACGAAUUGACAGGAUAUCACACGCCGGCAUCCAAUGGGGACUGGGACGUUUCAGCUGUUCCCAGCUACCUGAUCUCCGUACAAAAUACACCAAAAAAGUGCCUCGUUGAAAGUGCCUUUGUAAUUUAAGAGUUUUGUAUGAAUUCGCCGCCGUAUCGUGAACCUGAUCUUCGUUCGCAACUACCGGGCGCCACGUUAGUCUUAGGGAAAAGAACAGAACUGAUCGAAAAGAGCUCUGAUGCCUGCUUAAUUUGCCCCGAAUAACGCCGCACGCUAACUUUAGAGGGUGCGCACUGAGGUCUCUAGCCUCUUCCUAACUUCUUUCUCUCUCUCUCAAGAGAAAUGCGAGAGCAAAGUUUUGCUGCCUUUAGUGGGUUUCGCUCUUGCCACGGCCACAAACGGGGCCGCCUGAAGGUCGCCAUAUUUUGAGCUGCCUUUUUUGUCAGCUGCGCCUUAGCUCGCUGCUGGACGAAAGCCUUGGGCUGUUUGCAACAGCAGUACCAUUUAUGAACGUGACACAGUGCACUUCAUGUGUUCUUUACUCGCUGCCAGUUCCAUUGACCGUAGUUACCUUUUCUGUGAGGCUGAUGCUCGCGACGGAUGACAAUUGCAGACUCCGAGAACGCACGCGUCCGCCAGUGGCUAUGAAACCAUUCCGCGCCGUGGGAAAAAAAAAAAGAAGAACUAAAAUGAAGACGGGUGGAAUCCCGUAACACGUGCGGUCUUUGUUGGGUUCUCGAACAUUCAGCUAAGUCAGCUGUCGUCGAAAAGCUAGCUUUUGACCAAUAGCGUGAGCGGAAACCGAAAGUUCGAAAACCGAACAAAGAUCGAACGCGUUCAAGGUUACGCCCCAGAGCUAGAAAGUUGGGGGGGGGGGGGGACUUUUGCCCUUGAAGCACUGCUGGCCCUUCAAACAAUGCUGCUCUUCAGUAGCGGUUUAGUCGAGAAACGGUUAAUUGACUGAUGCAACACCGACACUAGCCGACAAUACGAUACAAUUAUCUCUUAUAGAGCGGUCGAUAUAUGGCAAAUCAGACUAAGAGAUGUGUUGGCUAGGAAUGCUACUUGUAUUGGCUAAUAUAUUCCUUUGUAGAUACGUUUUUUUAUGUUAGCGCGAUGCACAGCAAAAUUGGCGCUUUGUAGCUGUUUUUGUUGCCCGUGGAGUAAAGCGACCAUCAGCAUAUACCUAUACCUCCGCUCUUUUCGCCACUCGGUGUAGCCGUUUUCCACAUAUGAAGAAUUCCGCAACUGUUGCAGAACUGAAAAGCUCGACUUUUUUAUGCUUUUUCGAGACACUGCGAGCGGACCAGAGACCGCACUCUACCGCGACCCGUUGGAGAACGUUGAGGUGCCCGAAGGACUUAAAAACAGUGCUGUACGGUGGGGGUGUGUGUACAGAAACUUAGAAACAAUUUCAACGUGUUAGGCUUAAAACCGUCACGUUUCCUCUGUAUAGUCUGCCAUUCCGCGCACUGCCACUAAGCCGUCGUUUGCAUCAGCCUUUAUCGAAAGAAAAGGGUCUUGGUCGUGCAGAAUGCAAAGUCGAGCGUUUGUCCCCUUCGUCUGCUGGCACACGCUCGUGUUCUGCUGCGGCGCGGACAGUUGGAACGCGACCGCCGCCAACGCAGUACGCCGCCUCGCCCCGUUCCAACUGUGCCCCGCUUCCCGUCUGCGCAGCCAAGGCCGCAGCCAGACGUUUAUACAUUCCCAGAUAUCUCCUCGCACACGUCCGCUUCUGCCAGCGGACUUCUUUUACUUUUCCGGGCGCGCGCGAAGACGUGUUCAAAGUGCCCGCGCAGCUCGCGCUGUUUCUCGUUUGCAAAGCGAUGCGUGAGAGAUUAAAUAGAGAGGCUUUUAGGUGAAGGUGCCCUAGUGACGCAAGCUGCAACGUAGAGACCAUUUGCGUUCUUCACGCCUGAGGCACCUCGUGAGUUUAGGUUAGGGUGCCCCAACGAUUGGGUACUCUUAAUCUGAAACGCCGUACUAACCAUGCACCUCUGAUGCCGCUGCGUCCGUCCUUAAUCCUAAGUAUUGCAGUGCAGUUGCCAGGAAGCCUGCAUGGGUCUCUCCGCAGCUUGUACUUUUCAUUUUAGUUCAGUUCUCCCUCUAAUUUUCCUCCCUUUCAUCUUUAUUUCCUUUUUUUUAUUUUUUUUUUGCGGCCUGUACUUGAAGACUUAAGUUUCUCGUUUCUGUCAUCGUGACGUUUUUGAGAUUCACGUCGUUCCAUCAUUCAUUCCUGUACUCUCUUAACAUGUUUUUUUUUCCCUCACGUUCUCUGUAAAAAAAAAAAAAAAAAAUCUCAUGUCUUCAAACCUGCGUGACGUUCGACUAUCUUGUAUGAAUCUCGCCGUUUUGUUGCGUUGCAUGCAUGACGGAGGGGGGGUGCCUCGCUUCCUGCUCCGUCAAACGUGUUUUUUGUCACCGCGAACCCACAAGCAGAGCGCGUGCCGUGCCAAACUUUUUUUUUUGAAUUGCUAUAGUGCCUUGAAUGAUUGCAUGCAUCCUGUGUGUAAAAGGUUGUCGAAACGUCAGUAUUUUUCUCGAUUGUGUAGACAACGGCUCUCAUCGCCCGCUCUUCCAAGCGCUCAUUGUGCACAUCGUAAAAGUUGUUUGUAACUGAGAGUUCCUUCGGUCGUUAUUUGUGCUUCAGUUUGCUUAGUUACCGAGAAAAAAAAAAAGCCUUCGCGUAAGGGACAAGAAAUGCACGCACCAGUACCCCAGUUAGGUCGCCAAGGCAUGUACAUAUUGAUACGAACGUUUGUCGAAACAUUCCUUAACCCGAAUGCGGCCAUUCUAAGCUGUCCGGAGAUCCUAACAAUGUAGAAUAUACGUGAGAACUGCAACUCCGCUACGUUGCUGCUCCUUUAGGGGACACUGCCCAUGCUCAGAGCUUCCUCUACUAGUGUUCCGAAGACGCACAAAUCGCUGACUGUAAUGUACGGGUCCAGUAGCCAAUUAUUUAGAGGAACACGCAUGCUAAUCACCCACUCAUAACAACUUGCCCCCUAAAAGGCGAAUGUCUACGGAUUAUUUGGCCAUCUAGGAUCACCAUCGUUCGUUGUGGUGCGCAAACACUCUCCUCCUCGUAAAGCAGCAAAAAAAAAAAAAAAAAAAACGUUAAACGUCUAAAACUGUUUAGCAUAAGAGUUACGUGUAUGGUAUGUUCUAACAGGUGACUGUCGCAUAUGUUUUCCUACGUGUUUUCUUUUUUUUUAAUUGUCAAUGCCGUUUGAUGUAAAUGAGCGUUGUCGCGUAUCAAAACUCUUCGAAGCAUCGUCAGAAAAGCACGGCGCACUUUGCAUGUGGGUUCGUGGUGUCUGACUUUUAUUAAACAAAAAUCUCUUCAUAUUGCACUCAAAACGAUCAUCUAGUGUACUAUACCGUUACUUCUGUGCGAACGGGUUCCCGCACCUUCACUGUGUUUUUUUUUUCUUUUUCUUAUCUCAAGUCAUGUGUUCUGUUUUUUUUUUCUUGCACGGAAAUGUUGUCCUAACUUAUUUAUUUAUGCUCAUAUUAUUGAGUUGUCAUUAUUUGACCAUAUAUUAUUAUUAUUAUUAUAUACAGAGAGAUGCUAUUCUAUUGAACGACAUGUCUCAGUGAAUUCAAUUGUGUCCUCUCUGUGUUGUUGAUGGUGGAGUGGUUGUACAUAAGAGUGAUAUAUACAAAUGUGCGUUUGCGAGGUUUUCUUUUUUUGUACAGAUGUCUAUAUGCACAGUUGCCAAGUUGAAUGAACACCAAUGUAAAGAAAAA